Molecule: messenger RNA, 1050 nt
Organism: Lathyrus sativus (Indian pea)
Lineage: Eukaryota; Viridiplantae; Streptophyta; Magnoliopsida; Fabales; Fabaceae
Source: the annotation of a GenBank genome assembly
AUGGGUGAAGGUGAACGUUUUCAGCUGGGGACUGUUGGCGCCUUGACUCUCUCUGUGGUUUCUUCUGUCUCCAUUGUUAUUUGCAAUAAAGCGCUCAUGAGUUCACUGCAUUUUAUUUUUGCUACAACUUUGACAAGCUGGCAUCUACUUGUCACAUUUUGUUCUCUUCACUUGGCACUUAAAAUGAGAUUCUUUGAGCACAAACCUUUUGAGCAGAAAGCCGUUGUUGGAUUUGGGAUUUUAAAUGGAAUCUCAAUUGGACUUUUGAAUUUGAGCUUGGGCUUCAAUUCUGUUGGCUUCUAUCAAAUGACUAAGCUUGCAAUCAUUCCUUGUACCGUACUCUUGGAGACCCUAUUUCUUGGGAAGAAAUUCAGUAAAAGAAUUCAAUUUUCGCUAUCCAUCCUCCUUAUGGGUGUUGGGGUUGCAACAGUCACAGAUUUGCAGUUGAACGCUCUGGGAUCUUUCUUAUCUCUUCUGGCCGUGAUUACAACAUGUGUUGCUCAGAUUAUGACAAACACUAUCCAGAAGAAGUAUAAGGUUUCUUCCACCCAGCUUCUAUAUCAAUCAUGUCCAUACCAAGCUGCAACCUUGUUAAUCUCUGGUCCGUAUCUGGAUAAACUUUUGACCAGUCAAAAUGUAUUUGCUUUCAAGUACACAACGCAAGUGACGGUUUUCAUAGUUCUUUCCUGCCUCAUCUCAAUUUCUGUCAAUUUUAGCACAUUUCUCGUAAUUGGAAAGACAUCUCCAGUCACCUACCAGGUUCUUGGACACCUGAAGACAUGCCUUGUAUUGGCAUUUGGUUAUACUUUGCUCCAGGAUCCAUUCAGCUGGAGAAACAUCAUGGGUAUUCUGUUGGCCAUGGUUGGGAUGAUUUUAUAUUCUUACUAUUGUACACUUGAAAAUCAGCAAAAAGCCAUUGAAGCUGCCGCACUAGCAUCCCAGGCAAGGGAAGGUGAAUCUGAUCCUCUCAUUAAUUUGGAAAAAGGAAGCAGCGCUGUGACUGAUAGUGUUGGACAUAUGUCCCCUGUAUGGAGCAAAGACAAAGACUAA